AUGGGUGGGAUUUCCCUAGCCAAACAAAAUCACUGGGUAGAUGUCAUUCUGAGUCUCCAGAAACUCUCAGAUUUAUCUUUAGGUGGAUGUGAGCUGUCACAGGUCAUGUAUCCAUAUUCUUCUUCAUUUCUCAACUCUUCUUCUUCUUCUUUAUCCAUUCAUACCCUUUCUCUCCAAGACAACAAUCUCAACUCAUCCAUGUAUCGUUGGUUGUUCCUAUUAACCAGCAAUAAGCUUCGUGUUCUUUUGCUCUCUGGCAACAUGUUAGAUGGGAUACCCAAAUACCUUGGUAACCUCUGUAGUCUGGAAACUUUGUACUUCAAUAACAACUCUGCUAUUGUCAAAUUUCCUGAUUUUCUCAACAACUUGUCUGGUUGCACAUCCCUUUCAUUACAAUUGUUGGAUGCUCACGGUAGCCAAUUUACAGGGUCACUGUCCGAUGAGAUCCAGAAGUUUGCAUCCCUAGAAUCUCUGUACCUAUCUGAUAAUCAGUUAAAUGGAAGUAUAAGUGAGAAAUUGUGGGAACUACCCAGCCUUGAAACUGUUAUCAUUUCCUUUAAUAAUCUUACAGUUCCUUCCACAUAUCACUUGUCAAACAUCUCUUAUGUUAAAUAUCUUGAUCUGAGCUCUUGCAAGCGGCUAGGGCCUCGCUUCCCCAAAUGGAUUAUUCAGACACUUAAAAAUCUUACCUUUCUUGAUCUUUCCAAUACUGGAAUUUCGGACACAAGUCCUCUAGAGUUUUGGGACAGCUGGCCUUCUCAAUUAGAAUAUCUGAAUCUCUCUUCCAACAACAUUAGCGGGAAAGUACCAGAUUUAUUAUCGAAUUUUGCCUAUGAUUCAGUGAUAGAUUUGAGUUCCAACAGCUUUCAUGGUCCGAUACUGAAUGUCUCUUCCACUUUGACAUCAUUAAAUCUUUCCAGAAACAAAUUCUCUGGAGGAAUAUCAUUUAUAUGCCAAUUUGUUGAUGGGUUCUUAUCAUUUCUCGACCUCUCUCAUAACUCAUUAAGCGGACAACUCCCAGACUGUUUGUGGCAUUUCAAAGAGCUAAAAGUUCUUAAUCUCGAACACAACAAUCUCUUUGGAAGGCUUCCUCCCUCUAUUGGAUCUUUGAUGCAACUCAAUGCGUUGUAUUUAUACAAGAACAACUUCUCUGGAGAAUUGCCUCUGUCUUUAAAAAAUUGCACAAGUUUAAUCUCUUUGAAUCUGGGGGCCAACAAGUUUUCUGGUAAAGUGCCUGUCUGGAUUGGUGAAAACUUAACAGGGUUGUAUGUUCUUAUCCUAAGAUCAAACAACUUCUUUGGAACCAUACCCUUACAGUCAUGCCAUUUAGCUAAUCUUCAAGUUCUGGACUUGUCGAUGAACAAUCUCCAUGGAACUAUCCCUUCAUGUUUGAGUAAUCUUACAAACAUGGUUCAACAAGGAGGAUUCUCACAAGGUGAAUUUUCCUAUGGAACUGCGAGAAGUGAUAGUGUAAACACACAAGGUAUAUAUGCCGACCAUGUGACUAUUGAGUGGCAAGGAGAUGAACAUGAAUUCUUUAGCACUCUGAAAUUGUUGAAGAGCAUUGACCUGUCAAGCAACAACUUAACAGGACAAAUCCCAUACGAAAUUACCAAUCUUCAUGACUUGGUUUCCCUAAACUUGUCAAAGAGCGCUCUAUCUGGAGAGAUUCCACAGAAAAUUGGUGAGAUGAUAAAUCUUGAGAUUUUGGAUUUAUCCCGAAAUAAUUUCUCAGGGAGGAUACCAUCAAGCAUGUCUAAUAUGAGCUUCCUGAAUUACAUAGACGUGUCUUACAAUAACUUGUCAGGGAGAAUCCCAUCUUGCACUCAACUCCAGUCCUUUCCACCUUCAAGAUACAAUGGAAACGCGCAUCUAUGCGGACUUCCCCUUACCAAAAGUUGUCCUGGAGAUGAAGAAUCAAAAGCACCACCUCUUAUUGGUAAAAGCAAGGGUGAUGAGGAAGACACAGAUGAUGAUGAACUCUGGGGAUGGUUUUAUAUUGGUGGGGGCAUGGGUUUUGCUACUGGAUUUUGGAUAGCAUGCGGAGCUUUACUUCUCAACCGCCGAGGGAGACGUGCAUUUUUUCACUUUUUUGAUAGCUUCAAAGAUUGGGUUUAUGUGAAGGUGAUUGUGUUUAUUUCAAGUUUGCAAAAGGCUCGACAGACUUAG
Lactuca saligna is the source of this 2169-nucleotide messenger RNA. The record is from the annotation of a GenBank genome assembly. NCBI's taxonomy places the organism in Eukaryota, Viridiplantae, Streptophyta, Magnoliopsida, Asterales, Asteraceae.